Molecule: messenger RNA, 1860 nt
Organism: Daphnia pulicaria
Lineage: Eukaryota; Metazoa; Arthropoda; Branchiopoda; Diplostraca; Daphniidae
Gene: Sqor
Product: sulfide:quinone oxidoreductase, mitochondrial-like
Exons: 8
Coding region: 532-1641 (369 amino acids)
Cellular component (GO): mitochondrion
Molecular function (GO): sulfide:quinone oxidoreductase activity; FAD binding
Source: RefSeq, a predicted model, not a curated record
GUGAUAAUUUUGUGCUUUCAGUUUUAUCUUUUAAAGAGGGUUAAUUAGAAAUAGGUGUUGUAUUUUUCCUGGAUUUGUUGAUUUAGUAUUGUGCUGUUUAACAAAUUAUUGCGAAUUUUAACGAUGAUAUGAUUUUGGCUGUCAUGAGAGGAGUCGAAGACAACCUUGAUUAUAAACAGCUGAUUUAAAAAAUGCUUCGUCAUGCUGUAUCAUGCUCUUGCCCUUGGGAGAAUGAACGCUCGUGCAACCUUCAACGUGUGGACGUGACUUUAGUCCCGACUUUCAUAUAUACUCGUGUGGCACAUGCCCAACGAAAGCGCCCACCCUCUUCACGCCGCUUCUCUCUGUGGUAUGGGCUACUUCAGCGCUACCGGCUUCUAUUGGUCGGAAGCUACCGGCUAGGAAAUCUUUAAACUUGUCGUCGUGGGUGGAGGAGCUGGCGGAUGCUCGGUAGCGGCUAAAUUCGCAUCAGUUCUUCCGAAAAACAAUGUGGCUAUCAUCGAGCCUAGUGAUACUCAUUACUAUCAACCAAUGUGGACUAUGAUUGGAGGGGGAAUGAAAAAACUUGAACAAUCUGGUCGACCAAUGAGCCAAGUGCUGCCAAAAAAUGCUCACUGGAUCAAAGAACGAGCCAGUCAAUUUUUCCCGGAAGAAAAUCGUUUGGUGACAGCUUCUGGAGAAGAAAUCAAAUACGAAUACCUUGUCGUGGCUAUGGGAUUGCAACUUGACUAUAAUAAGAUCAAAGGAUUGCCGGAAGCUUUCAAUACCCCGGGCGUCUGUUCAAAUUAUUCGCCCAAGUACGUUGAAAAAACGCUGGAAUCCUUAAAAAACUUUAAAGGAGGAAAUGCUAUUUUCACUUUUCCAAACACCCCAAUCAAGUGCGCCGGUGCGCCUCAGAAAGCCAUGUACAUUUCGGAAGAAUACCUUCGAAAACACAACAAAAGAGACAAGGCUAAUGUGAUAUUCAACACUUCGCUGGGCGUUCUCUUUGGAGUCAAGAAAUAUGCGGACGCGCUAGAAAAAGUUGUGCGUGAGAGGAAUAUUGCCGUAAAUUUCCGACAUGAACUUAUAGAAGUUAAACCGGAUACCAAAGAAGCGGUUUUCAGGUUACUAGACGAUCCGGCGGGAAAUACGAAAACCUUCAAAUACGAAAUGCUUCACGUCACGCCGCCUAUGAGUGCGCCGGAUUUGCUGAAAGCCAACAAGAAAUUGACCAACGAAGCUGGAUAUUUGGAAGUCGAUAAAAGUACGCUGCAACACAUUCGUUUCCCCAAUAUCUUUGGAAUCGGUGACUGUACAAAUCUACCCACUUCCAAGACAAUGGCUGCCAUUGCUGGGCAGAAUAAAAUUGUAUACGACAAUUUGAAACUUCAGAUGGAAGGGAAAAAGCCAUCUCAAAAGUAUGAUGGCUACACUUCCUGUCCAUUGGUGACGGGUUAUUCCAAAUGCAUUUUGGCAGAAUUCGAUUACGACGGUCAACCGCUAGAGACGCUUCCCAUCAAUCAAGCUAAAGAGCGGAACACAUCGUUUUUCAUGAAGAAGGAAAUUAUGCCAGUCUUGUAUUGGAAACUAAUGCUAAAUGGUUGGUGGAAUGGGCCUGGCGUAAUUAGGAAGAUUCUCCAUUUGGGCACAGGCCGUUGAUCGACAUCGACUCACGGAAGAGAUUGAAGAAAAUCAGUGCAAAAAAUAAUAUCGCCGCUAUCAUGACAAAAAAAAAUUUGUAUUUUUUUAAAUGUACAGUCCGGUGAAUUUUUAUAUUGCACAAGGUUGCAGGCAAAAAAUCGAAUUCCAAUUAAUUUCGAUGUUCGUGAUAAAAACAAACAGAAUAGUUCAUAAUCAAAUAAACACGCAUCCCACAUA